This is a messenger RNA of Brassicogethes aeneus, 2017 nucleotides long. The record is from the annotation of a GenBank genome assembly. Lineage: Eukaryota; Metazoa; Arthropoda; Insecta; Coleoptera; Nitidulidae.
AGAGCCGCAGUCUGUUAAAUUCGUUCCACCAAAAACAUCAAAAUUAUAAAGAUUUGUUUACCUACAUAAAUUUUCAAAAUGGUUGCUGCCAUCGGGAUAGAUUUGGGUACCACGUACUCUUGUGUUGGCGUUUGGCAACAUGGUAAAGUCGAAAUUAUCGCCAAUGACCAAGGAAACCGAACCACCCCCAGUUAUGUGGCUUUUACGGACACUGAAAGGCUUAUUGGGGAUGCCGCCAAAAGUCAGGUCGCCAUGAAUCCAAAAAACACAGUCUUCGACGCAAAAAGAUUGAUCGGAAGGCGCUUUGACGACCAAAAAAUCCAGGAGGACAUGAAACACUGGACAUUCAAAGUAGUAAGCGACAGUGGCAAACCAAAAAUCCAGGUCGAAUACAAAGGGGAGACCAAAGUCUUUGCCCCGGAAGAAAUCAGCUCGAUGGUCUUGACCAAAAUGAGGGAAAUAGCUGACACCUACUUAGGUGGAAAAGUAAACGAUGCAGUUAUCACCGUACCAGCCUACUUCAACGACUCCCAACGUCAAGCUACCAAGGACGCUGGUGCCAUAGCGGGUUUAAACGUGCUAAGAAUCAUAAACGAGCCCACGGCAGCUGCUUUAGCCUAUGGCUUGGACAAAAACCUGAAGGGAGAAAAAAAUGUUCUUAUAUUCGACUUGGGUGGUGGAACCUUCGACGUGUCAAUACUUUCCAUCGAUGAAGGUUCAUUAUUCGAGGUUAAGUCUACUGCUGGCGAUACCCAUCUAGGUGGCGAAGAUUUCGACAACAGGCUCGUAAACCACUUCGUUGAAGAGUUCAAACGCAAGUGUCAUAAGGAUUUACGUGGAAAUACUAGGGCUUUGAGGCGUCUGAGGACUGCUUGCGAGAGGGCAAAGAGGACUUUAUCCUCCAGUACCGAGGCCAGUAUCGAGAUUGACGCUCUUCACGAUGGAGUCGAUUUUUACUCCAAGAUUUCCAGGGCUAGAUUCGAGGAACUAUGCAUGGAUUUGUUCAGAUCUACUUUACAACCUGUGGAGAAGUCUUUAAACGAUGCCAAGUUGGAUAAAGGGGCUAUACAUGAUGUUGUUCUCGUUGGAGGUUCCACAAGAAUCCCAAAGGUUCAGAAAAUGCUCCAGGACUUCUUCUGCGGCAAACCCCUUAAUCUUUCCAUCAACCCUGACGAAGCCGUGGCUUACGGUGCCGCCGUCCAAGCCGCAAUCCUCAGUGGCGAUACUAGCUCGCAAAUCCAAGACGUGCUAUUGGUGGACGUUGCACCUCUUUCCCUUGGUAUCGAAACUGCUGGAGGCGUGAUGACGAAAAUCGUUGAAAGAAACUCAAGAAUACCAUGCAAACAGCAGCAGACCUUUACAACUUACUCUGACAACCAAAAUGCUGUAACCAUUCAAGUUUUUGAAGGAGAAAGAGCUAUGACGAAGGACAACAACCUUUUAGGUACUUUCAACUUGACUGGUAUUCCUCCAGCACCAAGAGGUGUUCCAAAAAUCGAAGUAACAUUUGAUCUGGAUGCCAAUGGUAUCCUCAAUGUUUCUGCUAAAGAUAGCAGCACUGGAAAGUCCGAAAAAAUCACAAUAACCAAUGAUAAAGGUAGACUCUCCAAAGCCGAUAUUGAUAGGAUGCUAUCGGAAGCUGAAAAAUAUAAAGCCGAAGAUGACAAGCAAAGGGAAAGGAUUCUUGCUAGAAAUCAAUUGGAAGGGUACAUAUUCAGUGCCAAACAGGCCAUAGAGGAAGCUGCUUCAGACAAACUAACAGAAGACGAUAAAAAAAUUGUUCAGGAUAAGUGUAGCGCGGCUCUAUCUUGGCUGGACGCCAACCAGCUGGCGGAAAAAGAAGAAUUUGAAGAUAAGCUGAAAGAAUUGCAAAAAGAUUGCGCUCCAAUCAUGAUGAAGAUGCACCAAGGCGCCCAGGGACAAGGGGCACCACAGGGAGCGCCAGGAGCCCAAGGGGGGAAAGGACCAACUGUUGAAGAAGUAGAUUAGAUACAAGGGAAAAUUUUUGUAAUAUUAA